Molecule: messenger RNA, 2758 nt
Organism: Nerophis lumbriciformis (worm pipefish)
Lineage: Eukaryota; Metazoa; Chordata; Actinopteri; Syngnathiformes; Syngnathidae
Gene: ftr67
Product: finTRIM family, member 67
Molecular function (GO): zinc ion binding
Source: RefSeq, a predicted model, not a curated record
UCCACGUCCCUGGGAAGGAUGGCUCAUGGCGGGGUGGUUCUGGACAAAGACCAGUUCACCUGCUCGGUGUGUCUGGAGGUGCUGAAGGAGCCAGUGACCAUCCCAUGCGGCCAUAGUUACUGCUCGGACUGCAUCCGCAGCUACUGGGACCAAGACGACUACUUGGGGGUCUUCGUGUGUCCUCAAUGCCGGCAGACUUUCAACCCGCGGCCGGUGCUCGCCCGGAGCACCCUACUGGCCGACGUGGUGGAGAGGUUUAAGCAAAGCGGACUCCAGGAGGCCUCGGCGGGUCAAAGUCUGGCGGAGGCGGACGACGUGGAGUGCGACGUGUGCCCGGAGAGGAAGAACAAGGCGGUCAACUCGUGCCUGGUGUGUCUGGCCUCCUACUGCGACCUGCACGUCCGCCAGCACUACGAGUACGCCGCCUUGAAGAAGCACAAGCUGGUGAUGGCCUCCAAGAGGCUCCAGGAGAUGGUGUGUGCUCGCCACCACAAGCUGCUGGAAGUCUACUGCCGCACGGACAAGCAGUGCAUCUGCUCGCUGUGUCUCACCGACCAUCACAAAGGCCACGACGCCGUGACCGUGGACGUGGAAAUACAACAGCAACAAAGACAGCUUGGUGAGAUGAAGCUCAACUCUCAGCAGAGCAUCCAGCAGAGAGAGAAGGAGGCUCAGGAGCUGAGACAAAGCAUCUUUUCUCUGAAUCGCUCGGCCCGGCUGGCGACGGAGACGAGCGAGUGCGUCUUCACCGAGCUGAUCCGCUCCAUUGACUUGAAACGCUUCGAGAUACGCGAGCUGAUCACCGCCCAGGAGAAGCUGGUGGUCAGUCAGUGUGAGCAGCUGCUGGAGAAGAUACACAAGGACAUCACGGAGCACAGGAGGGUCGAGGCUGAUUUAGACAAGCUUGCGCAAACCGAGGACCACCUGCACUUUCUCCAGAGUUUUCAAUCCCUGAAAGCCACACCUGCGUCCUCUCCUCUGCAAGCCGUGGCGCUCGCCCCCAACUUGACCUUUGACCCUGCUACAAAAGCUGUGUGCGAUUUCAAAGCGUUGCUGCAGGAAAUCUGCCAGGGAGGAUUCGUCAGCAUUUAUGAGAAAGUGCGAGAUGUUGUCCUGGUGGGUUCCCCCGCCCCGCCAGCCCACACAGAAGUAACGCCCUUGCCCAUUGUCAAUCCUCCUAUUCAAAUGGGAGCGAUCGUGCACUCCUCACAUGGCCUGGACCAAAGCCCUGUGAGCCCCUUCAACUCUUCUCUUCAUCCUGAAGUUCCCAUUUUUGUCUUCUCACCUUUUGGCUCCAAACUGUCGUCAGGGUCCAGACAGAGAGGCUCUCAGCGCCGGCCCAGAAAGAAACACCACUUGAACUGACUUUCAAUACUACCUUUCUUCAACUCUCACACACACACACACACACACACACACACACACACACACACACACACACACAGAUACACACACACACUUACUGUUACUUUAGCAGUACUUUUUAUUUGAAUUUUAAGUGUUCAUUUCAGUACUGAAUACUCCCUCAGUGCAGUAUUAGAAGCAGGACUCACUAUGCUUGUAUUUUAAAGGCCAUUUCAUUGCUUUUUAACUUCAAUCAAACUCAUGUAAAAUAUUGUGUUUGUACCUUUUUAAAACAACUCAGAUGUAAGAGUGGCCGCCUCAGCAAAUUGAGGGUUCCAGGUUCAAUUCCAGCUUCUAGCUAGUCACACCGGUUGUGUCCUUGGACAAGACACUCGGUCCAGCUGGCUCCCAGUGCCGCUCACACUGCUGUGAGUGUGAAUGUCAAUACAUGUGCGGUGCUGGUCGCAGGCCCAAAUGUAUCUUACCACCAUCCAGCCAUUGUGCAGUGAUGGCUUCUCACUUUUCUGUCAAGCGCUUUGACUGUCGAGAAAAGCGCUCUAGAAAUGUAAUCCAUUAUUAUUAUUAUGCCUUUCUAUGUAUCUUCUACACACCAUGCACAUACAUUCAAACACUUUGCCAGUCCUUUUAAUUAGAAGCCUCUAGCACAGGGGGUCAAACUCAUUUUAGAUGGGGGGCAACAUGGAGAAAAAUGUACCGUAUUUUCCGCACCAUAAGCCGCCCUGGGUUAUAAGCCGCGCCUUCAAUGAACGGCAUAUUUCAAAACUUUGUCCACCUAUAAGCCGCCCCGUGUUGUAAGCCGCAUCUAACUGUGCUAAAGGAAUGUCAAAAAAACAGUCAGAUAGGUCAGUCAAACUUUAAUAAUAUAUUAAAAACCAGCGUGAUGUGGGCGCGCAUGGAGUCGUAUAUCAACAUGGACGGAGCUGCGUGAAAAAAGCCACCCGGCCUCUUCGCGUAAACUUACCUUAACCACUCGCUCAUCUUUUCUUCAUCCAUCCCUUCGAGUUAGCUUUUAUGAUGACGCCGGCUGGAAAGGUCUCUUUUGGCAAGGUCUUCCUUUUGAAUAUCACCAUGGGUGGAAGUUUCUGGCCAUUAGCAUGGCAAGCUACAACCACAGUGAAGGAUGACUUCUCAUUCCCUGUGGUGCGAAUAUUCACCGUACGUGCUCCCGUUGUAUCCACAGUGCGGUUCACAGGAAUAUCAAAAGUCAGUGGAACCUCGUCCAUGUUGAUAAUGUUCUCUGGCCGGAUCUUUUUUUCAGCUAUCUUGUUUUUACAAUAUGCACGGAAAGUAGCCAGCUUUUCUUGAAAGUCUUUAGGCAGUUGCUGUGAAAUAGUAGUCCGUGUGCGGAUGGAGAGAUUGCGUCUUUUCAUGAACCGGAUCCCUGUCGCUUAGU